This is a messenger RNA of Gigantopelta aegis, 2387 nucleotides long. Its product is annotated as carboxypeptidase Q-like. The record is from RefSeq and is a predicted model, not a curated record. Gene Ontology annotation, molecular function: metallodipeptidase activity. Gene Ontology annotation, biological process: peptide catabolic process; proteolysis. The coding region runs from base 229 to 1665 and encodes 478 amino acids. The transcript has a single exon. NCBI's taxonomy places the organism in Eukaryota, Metazoa, Mollusca, Gastropoda, Neomphalida, Peltospiridae.
GAACAUUUUAGUUACUGUUUUCAGCUGUGACUUUUUAUUGGUGUUGUCAUUCUCAGACACUCGCUGUUUUGUACAAGAUACAGCAGAGUUCUUCCCUCUGUUCAGUAGUGACAACUGAUUAGGGUUGUGUAUGGGAUUGUUAAUCUCAACAAUCUUUAAACCAAUCGAAGGUUUGUUGUUUGUUGUUUUCUUUAUUUCUGAACGAGAUAAGAAACAAAGAAAUACAUAAUGGAAUCUCUUCUAAAGGUAUUGUUGCUACUGGUUUCGUUACAAUGUGUUUCGCAAUCGGUAUUAAGAUAUCAAAGCUUUCAUAAGGAUGUUUUCCGUGAAAUAAAAAACCACCGAAAAAUUGCUGCUGAUCUUAUUAAACUUUCUGUGGAUGGAGCAGCCAAGAACCAAUCCUAUAAUAGACUUGCUGAGUUUGUAGACACAUUUGGAUUCCGAAUAGCAGGUUCCAAAAAUCUGGAAAAUUCCAUUGACUACGUCAUACAAAAAUUGAAGGAAGACGGUUUGGAGAACGUGCAUGGAGAAACUGUGAUGGUUCCUCAUUGGGUUCGAGGAUACGAGUCUGCAAAAAUGAUUGAACCACGAAUUCAUCCUCUGUCCAUGCUCGGUCUAGGUGGAAGUAUUGGUACACCUCCAGAGGGAAUCACUGCUGAAGCGUUAGUAGUCCGCUCGUUUGACGAGUUGAAAAAACGGAGUUCUGAAGCCAAAGGGAAAAUAAUCGUCUUUAACGAGGACUGGGCCGGGGCUUAUUAUAAAACAGUUCCCUAUAGAGAUGGAGCAGUUCAGGCAUCAGAAGUAGGAGGAGUGGCUUCUUUAAUCAGAAGCAUCACACCAUUUUCAAUAAACAGCCCCCAUACGGGAAUACAGGAUUACAAUGCUACUGUGAAAAAGAUUCCAACGGCUUGUAUCACUAUUGAAGAUGCCGAGAUGAUGGCUCGAAUGGCAGCUAGAGGUGACAAAAUAGUCAUUCAUUUAAAGAUGGAUGCCAAAACUAACCCAGAUGUGGAGUCCAGGAAUUUGGUCGCUGAAAUUAAGGGGCGGACUAAUCCAGAGGAGGUUGUUGUUGUCAGUGGACAUAUUGAUAGCUGGGAUGUUGGACAAGGAGCGAUGGAUGACGGUUGUGGAGCCUUCAUAUCAUGGCAGGCUCUGUCUCUUGUUCAUCAACUUGGACUUCGACCCAAGCGGACACUGAGAGCAAUAUUUUGGACAGCUGAAGAACAAGGUUCGAUUGGUGCAUAUAAAUAUUUUAAUGACCACAAGAGUGAUCUUUCUAACUAUGAUCUGGUAAUGGAAUCAGACACUGGAACUUUAUCUCCUUCCGGACUAAGGUUUUCUGGGAAUGAGGCAGCCACAGAAAUUGUAAGAGCAGUUGUCGAUCUUUUGGAUCCAAUUGGCGCUACUAAUUUGACAACCCGAGUUGAUGUCAGUGAUAUAGUGUAUUGGCAGAAUGCUUUAGUACCCACGGGAAGUCUGUUUGUGGAUGCUAGCAAGUACUUUUACUUCCACCAUUCUAAUGGAGAUACAAUGACUGUACAGAAUUCACACGAUAUGGAUGUGGCGUCCGCUAUUUUUGCUGUUGUCGCUUAUGUUGUGGCCGACCUCGAGGAUAUGUUACCAAGGAAACCUUCUAACACUACAGACAUACGAUUGUCUGACUAAUGUAUGAACACAUAACGUGCCCUUUCACAUCUAAAUUCUAAAGCAAAUCACAACGCAGUGGACUUGAUUUUGUAUAUGAUUUAUAUGUUAAUAUCCCGGCCUCCAGUUCUCCUACACAAAAUCUUAUAUCCGCCCUCGAUAAUAUAUUCAUAUAUCACACAUUAACACAAGAUGACAUAUUUGAGUUUAGUUGGAAUCUGUAUACUAGAAUAUAAAUAAUUAUGUAAAUUGUUUCAUUUGUGUAACUUGAUUAAAGGCACAGAUCCUAGUUUUUAACUCGUAAAAAUGGACACUAAGUUUAGUUAACCUACAACCCUGUAACACAUUUGUAUAAAGUUACAACAGAGUGAAAGAAGAGUCUGUGACGUUAAAACCGGGAAAUACACGUAAACGAUAGACAAGAACUAGAAUCAAUAACCACUACUUCUAAGACGCACGUGCGUUUUUAAAACUACGAAAAAUGCAUUUUGUGGUAUUAGAAAUACCAGGAUGACCAGAAACACUUCGGUUCUACGGAAUUAGAUAAUCUAAACAAUAACAUAUAAGUAAUGUUUGAUUUCAGUGAUCAUAUACGGCUCUAAAAGUGAAAACAAAUAUGCUAUAGGGUCUGUCCCUUUAAAGGGACCCUAUUUUCAGCUCAUGAAAAUUAACACUAAGUUUAGUUAAUCUACAAACCUGUAACACAUUUGGAUAAAGUUACAAUUGAGUGAAACAUGAGUCUG